Molecule: messenger RNA, 3682 nt
Organism: Maniola jurtina (meadow brown)
Lineage: Eukaryota; Metazoa; Arthropoda; Insecta; Lepidoptera; Nymphalidae
Exons: 14
Coding region: 340-2196 (618 amino acids)
Molecular function (GO): protein binding
Source: RefSeq, a predicted model, not a curated record
GUCCUUACAUUCCGUACGCAGUAAAAUAGAAAAGUUAACCCUCAAAUCGUGGGAUAAUAACGCUAAAUCAGAUUACAAGUUAUGAAUAGUAAAUACCUACCUAAUACAAUUAGACCAAAGUUCGCAGAGUAGGUGUCGAGUGUAACUUAAUCCUUGCAUUUCGAACACAAAAAAAUAUCCAAAACGAACCAUUCUAUUGACACCCGUGGUAUAAUCUCAAUAGCAAAGCAUCACUAUGGGAUAAAAUGCACAUUAUUAUACACCCAUAACUGUCAGCUUCCACUUGCUAGGUGAAUAAUUUAGUUUUACACGUUCUUUCGUUUUUGGGCUAGCUCCCAAAUGUUGAACCCAUUUUUCAACAUCGCAUUGAAUUUCAAAUAUGUCUUUAUAAGCGUGAUUGUUUUUUUAUUGUGGACUAUUCCCAAUUUGUUGUCCCGUGGAGGUGGUUUGUGUUUUAGGACAGUGCAACGAAAUAGGAAUAUGAGAAACCUAGAAGUCCUAACCACCAGGCUGGCGACGCUCAUCCUCCUCAACGCUGCUGGAGCUGGACUGGCUGCUCCAAGUGUGCUGGUCACCAGACCAAUCUCCAAGGUCUCAGUGGAAUGGUUGCCGAUGGACAAUCAGACUUUGUAUAGAUUGGAGGAAGGAGAGACACGAAACCUAGAACUGAACACGUCGCUGAUCUCCCAGAUGACGGUCUACAUCACAGUGAGUCCAUGCUCGAGGCAUAUGCACUGGGCGUUCUAUCGGGGACCACCUGAUUCUAGUGACUCAAAACUGCAACUGGUUCAGGAACACGGAGGUGUCGAGAUGCACACUAUAUCAUUUUCAAUAUCUAAACAAGACAGAUAUGUUUUGCAGUUGUCUUCUUCAAAAGGGGGCGCAGCAGCAGUGAGCGUGCGCGGGGAAGCCACCAGACUUGUGCGCAUGCGUUUGCGUGUACGUUCCAAACGAAGGCUUUCUACUAACUGGGAUCCUAGCCCUAUAGAUCCUCAAGCAACCACAUACUGCGUCGUCGCAUCCCAUAGAAAGAACUACACGUCACUCUGUGCUGCUCAAUACGAUGUUCGAUCGAAUCGAUUUGACAAUAAACCCAUUCGAUUCAACUCGGCUGAAGAUCGAUCCAACGAGAGGAUUCGUACGAAGCAUAAUCAGACUGACAACAAUACCGGAUUAACUGAUAGUAAUAAAAUAGACGAUUUGGAUGCUUUUAACAUAUAUGAAGGAAACUUCAAGAGUGUCUACAGGAGAAAGAAGUUUGGACGCAGCACAAGAGUAUCAAAUGAAGACCCAGUAAUUGCAUGCGUAGGAGAUAGAACACAUCAUUUAAUAGAAAAUUUGGAUCCAAGCACGACAUAUUUUGUAAGCAUAUUCGGAGUAGCAAGAGAUCGCCGAAUUGGUUCCUUACUUGCAUCGGGUAGUGUGAGGCCAAGAACCUCCACGGCUAAGAAACUUCGGGAAAACGUGCCUCUCAAAGCGGACAUUAAGGGGAAAAGCGUAUUUUACUUGAAGACGACAGUUGGAAGUGGAGGAGGGCUCUGGCUUGCAGUAUCAACUUGCGGCGGUUCCGUAGAUAUUGAUGUUUCUGUAAAAGGCAAACGAUUGUAUUUAGCUAAAAAUAUUGAACCACAUCUAAAGUUCUACAUACCAGCACCGAUAUCAAGUUCAUCAAUACAAGAAACCAGUGAUGAAGGAUCAGUCCAGUUCGAUUCGAGCUCCGAAGAAUCAAAAAUAAGAUAUGUGAUAAGAGUGCUGCCUAAUAAGUGGUACAGAGACUUAGCUGUUACUGUUGAGCUCACGGCAUCAACUACACGAUGGGGUGUCAGCACUCCAGAACUAGAUGGAGAAGAUGGAAGUACCGUGCGAGAGUUGCGACCGAGGAGAUCCUGCAACUCCGUUGACAUUGCGUUCUUACCAGCUUCUCAUAAUGCUACUGAUGUUAUUAGAUAUUGCGUCCUAAGUCGAGAGAUAGUGAAUAAUGACAAUUUUAUUUGUGCCUUAUCAAAGAAGUCCUCAACUAAAGCCCCAUGUACAAGUCACUUACAACGACCUCCAACGAGGGUGAUAGUCCAGAAAGUCACCGGUCUAAAACCUGGAAGAAAAUACGCGCUGCAAGUGACCGCUGCUUCGAAAGGGACCUCAGUGCCAUACAAUGCCAUAUACGUAGAAACGAAUGCCUCCUGUAAAGAAGAAUAAUAGUUUUGUCAACUGCUGUAUUUAACUUGGCUACCAUUUAUUAAUACCACAGAAUACAUAAUAUUUUCUAUAGCAAAACGUUUAGCAAACCAAAGCUUGCUUGUUGCACAUUACAGCUACGUACCUAUCUAUCUACUGUCUGUUUUUAGGAUUGCGUACACAAAGGGUAAAACAGCUCUGCCCUAUUAAUGGCACUAUAUCCAAAACAUGAUAAAAUUAUGUACGUAACCCUAAAAGAAAGAAGCCUAACUCGCACUUUUUUAUUUUCAACCGAUACGGUUUUUUUAACGGUUUCCCCGACCGCCUAAAAUAAAAUUGUACCUUUAACUAUAAUCUUUACAAUAUUAACAGUGUAAUCAUAUUGUCUAACUAAUCAUAUUUAAUGUAUUAUGUUCAGAAAUCUAAAAACGCUUCGAGAAAAAGUACCUUAUGCCCGUCCGCCGUUUGGCUCGUCUUGGCGGGGGCACUACCGUGCCCCCUGAUUUUGUUUUUUAUAACUAUAUUGAAACCAGGUGCCUACCUAGUGUAGUUUCCACCUAAUAAUACCUACCAUUAUGCAAAAAACUUAAAUAAUUGCGGUAGGUAGUCAAGUCAGAACCUGCAGCAGCUCCUUAUUGUAAUAGUAAAUCAGUAUUAGUUACAUUUAGGUUUAUUUUGUGUAGGUACCUAACUACUGUGAAAGUAAUAAUUAAAUAAUAAUGUGUAAUAAUUAAUUAUAAGUAACUUCUUAACAAAAUGAUGCCCGCGACUUCGUUCGCGUGGAUUUAGGUUUUUAAAAAUCCCGUGGGCGCCCCUUAAUUUCCCGGUCCUUCGACGGGAUGCAAGCUGUCUGUAACUUCGUCAAAAUUGGUUAAAAAAAUGGGCCGUCAAAAGCUAGGAGACAGGCUGACACUCUCGCAUUUAUAAUAUGGAUUUUAAAUAGGUUUUCAGUUAAUGGUAAUAGUUAGUUAAAAUAUAAUUUAAUUUUGCGUAAAGAUACCAGUUAUACUGGAGAUUUUUUGUAAAUAAACUAUAAAAAAAUAUCGCGUCAAUUUUCAAAUCAUAUAAUUAGUGAAACUGAACGUACUUAACAUUAUUUUUAAAUAAUAUAGAGGUUUUUGUAAUAAUUUAUUUCUUUAAAUUAAAAAAUUUGAGGGUAGUUUAUAAAAUAUACCUACUGGGGCUAUUUGCGCUAAGCAGUCGUAUUCAAUGUCAGUUGCCGUUUAAAUUGCAGCCAACUGAUGUGAAUGAACCGUAAAAUAUUUUUUUAUAGUUUCUAUAAUAUGAUUUCUGUGCUAUUUUAGUAGAAAUUGAUUGCGACUGCGUUGCGCAAUUACUCCCCUGAUCACUCCUGAUUAAUCAUGAUAAAUAGAAUAAGGUUUAUUUUAUGAUUUUAUAGAUAAGUUUACUUGUGGCAUUUAGUUGAACAGAAUGUAAGUUCCUACUAUUUUUAUGCAGAGUGUAUUUAAAAGAUAUAGAAUUUUAAAAUAUAAUAAAUUUAAAAAGA